Molecule: messenger RNA, 2721 nt
Organism: Sebastes umbrosus (honeycomb rockfish)
Lineage: Eukaryota; Metazoa; Chordata; Actinopteri; Perciformes; Sebastidae
Gene: fbxl13
Product: F-box and leucine-rich repeat protein 13
Biological process (GO): SCF-dependent proteasomal ubiquitin-dependent protein catabolic process
Cellular component (GO): SCF ubiquitin ligase complex
Molecular function (GO): protein binding
Source: RefSeq, a predicted model, not a curated record
GUUAACUGAGGAGUCAUUGAUUUUCUCCACUAUGUGAUAUUUAACUAUAGUUGUUUGGAGCGCGGUAGUUAGUUGUCCAACACUCAGCUGACGUUACUGUAGUUUACUGCUUCCUCCGUUACCUGGCAACGCUGGAUGGUUACCUGGCAACGCUGGAUGGAGAUGGAGCAGCAACACCUGACCAACAGCAGCUAGUAGUUAACUAGUUAACUAGUUACUCGAUUACUCGAUAACUAUUCGACUUGUCGAAAUGUGUCAAAGACGAAAUAUGUCUGUAACAAACGUGAAGCUCAAUCUGAACGACUGUCUGCCAAAAACAUGUAAGGCCUUAUUGACGGCUUCAUGCCUGUCACGUCCCAGCGACCCGAUACAGUUCCUGAAGGACACUCUGAAGGCCCUCCAGAGACACGCUAACCUGCAGCAUGUUGACUGGCACAAGUUUGUUGCUGAUGCAGAGCAGCACGCCGAUGCACAGCAGCGCCCUGCAGACACCGUCUAUAUGGACCCAGACUAUAUGGACCAAGACUACACCAUGACGUCCUUCUGUCUGUACGAGAGGGCCUACUGCUGUUACAGGGGAAAUCUAACAAGGAUUUGCUUCAGGAAAUGGAAGAGGUUCAUUACGCAGCGUAAGAGACGUACCAGAGAGCUGGCUCUGAUGAUGGACGUGGCAAAGACGCAUUAUGAGAGGAAAUGCAGGCAGGUUGCACUCAGCAGAUGGUCCAACUGGGUCAAACUACACAAGGAGACGCAGGCCGAUGCCAGGAAGAACCAGGCUCGCCGCCUGAAGCGUAUCAUAGCUGCAUGGCAUAAUGUUGCAACGGACACAAAGAGGAGAAAAGAGUACCUCAAGAGGAUGGAGAUGGGGUCUGUAGAAGUCAACAACAAAGUCGACCAGAAGAAGGAAGGAAGUUACGGCGUCUCUGAUCUCCCCAGCAGCCUCUCUCAUAAGAUCUUUAAGUAUUUGGAUACUGUCGACUGGCUAAACUGUGCCACGGUGUGUUCAUCAUGGAAAGCUCUCAUCCAGUCAGGCUCAAUGUGGAGUCAGAUCAACUUCUCUGCGGAGAAAGACCGGAUAACAGACAGCACAGUGAAGCAGACUCUGCACAACUACCGCCCAUAUGUGAUCCAUCUCAACAUGCGCGGCUGCACGUUUCUGAGAUGGCCCGGCGUGAAAUCUAUCAGUGAAUGCAAAAAUCUCCAGGACCUCAAUCUGUCGGAGUGUUUUAAUGUUACAGACGGGAUGGUUCAGAGGAUUGUGGAGGGCUGUCCCUGCCUGCUCUACUUGAACCUUUCUUGCACACUUAUAACAAACAGCACUCUCAGAGAACUGUCCAGGAACUGUCUCAACCUUCUCUACCUGAGUCUGGCCUACUGCUACAGAUUCACAGAUAAAGGGUUUCUGUACCUGACCACAGGGAAGGGCUGCCACAAUCUCCUCCACCUCGACGUGUCCGGCUGCACUCAGAUGACUGUAAACGGGUUCAAAUACAUUUCUGCCGGAUGCCCUUCUCUCAAUGAGAUUGUGAUCAAUGACAUGCCCACGCUGUCAGACAGCUGUGUCUUGGCGCUGAUUGCCAGAUGUCACUGUCUGUCUGCCAUCUCUCUGCUGGAUGCUCCUCAUCUUUCCGACGUCGCCUUAAAAGCCAUCGCUGAAGGAGCCAAACUGAAGAGUUUUAGAACCGAGGGUAACAACCGACUGACAGACGUCAGCUGGAAGGCUCUGUGCAGCAGCUCACCGGGCCUCACCAGACUCCACGCUGCAGAAUGCUCCAGAAUGACCAACAUCAGCCUCAAAUCUGUGGCCAACCUCAAUAACCUGCAUCACCUGGACAUCUCACUCUGUGACAGGGUGAGUGAUGCUGGGAUCCAGUAUCUGACUGAUGGUUCCUCAUCCACCAAACUGAGAGAGCUGAAUGUCAGUUAUUGCAGUCGCAUCACGGACAUAUCUGUCAGGAGGAUUUCACAGCGGUUGUGUAAACUGGACCAUCUCGACGUGAGUUACUGUGAGAGACUGACUGACUUGAGUCUGGAGUGGCUGAGUGGCAGCUACGUCCACUCGCUGGACAUCAGCGGUUGCAACAUCCAGGAUCAGGGGCUGGUGGCCCUGGAGGGAACUCGCUUGAAGAAGUUAGUUAUUGCCGAGUGUGUCCACAUCACAGAUAUUGGCAUGGAGAAGCUGUGCAAGAACGCCAGAGAUCUGGAACAUGUUGAUGUGUCUCACUGUGUAGCUCUGUCAGACCUGUCCAUCAGAGCCAUCUCAUUCUUCUGCAGUGGUCUAGUCUCACUGCAGAUGUCAGGCUGUCCCAAGAUGACCGACAUGGCGGUGCAGUAUCUGACCAGUGGAGCUCAGUACCUGCAAGAACUCGAUGUGAGCAGUUGUGUUCUUCUCACAGAUCGCAGUCUCCGAUACUUAGAGAGGAUCUGUCCUCCGCUCCGCUCCAUCAAGAUGCUCUGCUGCAGCGGCAUCUCCAGGGCGGCCGCCUUAAAGCUCCAGCCACGUGUGGAGCACUGGGAGCACAACAACGAAGACCCUCCGCGCUGGUCGCACGGCGCAGGCGAACUAGUGUAUCCGAUCACAAGACCCAUCAAGAAUGAUGAGACCUGGGAGGAGGGUGAACGGCACUCAGUGAUGACGAGAGCAGCAAGUACAGAGAGGAUUUAAACAGAUGUCAAUAAGUGAUGAUAUUGUAAAAAUAGAGCCCUACGUAACCAUGGCAA